GAUCUCGUAGCAAAGUACGUGUCGUUUAUGACAUAUCGAAACGGCAUGGCGUUGGAAAAACUGUCUCUUGAAGAAACCACUAAAAGCAGAGCCAAAAUUGGAGAAUACCAAACGACUUCAAAACUUUAAGCUUUAUUCAAGGAAAAAAAAAAGCUCUUCUUCAAUGGAAAAUGUUCCAGCUUCCUCCCCGACCAAACCACACUUUUUCCAGCCUCUUCUUCCUGGAUUCCACAGCCACCUCGUACUCUCUUUGUCUCAUUCACUCUCUUUCUCUGAUAUGCAUGAAUCUGUUUAUUUCAUCUCUGAUCUCUCUCUCUCUCUCGAUUUCUUUAAUUUGUUGCAGAACAUUCCCAUGGCCUUCUUCUCAAGGUACAUAGAUGGAACAAAAAACGAGGGCAAUGCGGUGGUGAAGCUGAGAUCGAACGCUUCUGAUAUAAACUGGCAAGUGAAGAUGGACGGUCGAAGACUCACCCAAGGCUGGCAAAAGUUCGCCACCAGUCAUGAUCUUCAAGUCGGCGACAUAGUUGUUUUCAGACAUGAUGGAGAUUUAUUAUUCCAUGUCACAUGCUUGGGACCAAGCUGCUGUGAAAUUCAAUAUGAUAACGAUGAUGAUGUCAUUCAAAUAUCCUCUGGUACGAAUUACCUCUUUCUGUUACUGUUGAGUGAAUUAGUGAUAACCAGUAUUGGCCAUCGGCUUAAACUUGAGCUCAAUUUAGUUGUAAUUGGUCAAAUAAUCAAUUAUUCUCAACUCCAAGAUUCAGUUUCUCAUUGUUGCCCAAAAAAAAAAAAAAAAAGAGAGUCUAAAUUCUCAUUCAAAGCUGAAACAGAUUCAGAUUCAGAUUCGAAGAAGAAUGAGAACACAACAGAAGGAGGAACUUCAUCAGAUCACUCUUGUUUUAUAACUCGUGUCACCGAGUCAAAUCUAAGCAAAGAUAUGCUGGUAAAUAAUUUGCUACUGCAUUUACAAAUCUUGUGCUUAAAGAAGAGUUUUCAUAGUCUCUGUAAGCUUUUCAGUUUCUUCCUAGCGACUUCUCAAGGUCUAAUGGUCUUAAGAAACGUCAGUGUGAUAUCACUCUGUUGAAUGAAGAUGGAGAACCAUGGACAUUGUUCCUGACUUACCACAAAUCACGAUUCAAUCGGGUUUACAUAAGAAGUGGUUGGAGAAGUUUCUGCCUCGCAAAUGGGAAAAGAGCCAACAGUGUAUUGACUUUUAAACUUGUGCAAGCUGCUACAACACCUGUUCUCCAGUUAUGUUCUUCUUCACUUUCAACGAGCCAAAACAGAUUCUUGACACUAACUCUCACACCAUACAACCUCAAGAACGAUAAACUGUGUCUACCGAUGACAUUUGUGAAAGCGAAUGGUAUCGAGAAUGAAGAGAAGAUAACUCUUGUGGAUAGGUAUGGUAUCAAAAGGACGACAAGUCUUAAACUUGAGGACGAAUAUGGAAGAAUGAGAUUGGGAAAAGAGUGGAGAGAGUUCUGUGAUGUUAAUGGAGUGAAUAUAGGUGAGUCCUUCAAGCUGAAACUCAUCAAGGAAAAAGAAGAUACAGCUACUCAUCUACUUAAGUUCUGCUCCAAAGUCUUUCCCUGAGUUUGUAUUGCUUCUGUAGUACCUACUUGAAAUGUAUUUUGUUUUGUGGUUUUUGGCUGGCUUGUAACAAGGCUUUCACGGUUUGAGAUGAACAACGGAAAGCAAAUACAUUUGUUUUUCCUUAAAAAUUUCAUUGGCAUUGUAAACAAUUUGUUCAUCUCAUCAAAAGCUUCUUUGGUGCUCUAAGUUGGUUCAAACAGAUCAUCACACUUGUCUGAUUCGAUAGAUGUCAACAUUUGAGCUGGCUGGUUCUUUUCAU
Arabidopsis lyrata subsp. lyrata is the source of this 1852-nucleotide messenger RNA. Its product is annotated as B3 domain-containing protein REM7. Lineage: Eukaryota; Viridiplantae; Streptophyta; Magnoliopsida; Brassicales; Brassicaceae. Gene Ontology annotation, molecular function: DNA binding. The transcript has 2 exons. The record is from RefSeq and is a predicted model, not a curated record. The coding region runs from base 164 to 1081 and encodes 305 amino acids.